Messenger RNA from Striga asiatica, 4185 nucleotides. The record is from the annotation of a GenBank genome assembly. Lineage: Eukaryota; Viridiplantae; Streptophyta; Magnoliopsida; Lamiales; Orobanchaceae.
CUUGAUUCUAGCGCCAGCUUCAAUCCAUUUUUCAAAUUCGGAACAUCUCGACUCCUCUUUCACUCACAAUUUAACAUCGACUAGGUUAGUUUUCUAAUACCUACGCAAAAUCUGGGGUGUAUAUUUUUUGGCCUUCAUCGUUUGUUGAUCCUUUGAAUCCCAAAACCCGACGGCGAUCAAUCGGAGAAAAUUGUGAAACGGCUCUGUUUGGGGAAGAAAAACUCGUUCGAGAUCAAUAUAAACUCGUUCGAGAUCAAUGGGGCACAGUUCAAAGAAGAAGAAGAAGCGGGGAGGUGGAGGGCGAAGGGCCCAAUCUAAGGACCAUUCAUUUGCCGCCGAUAAUUCUGAGAUUAUAGCAGAGGAAGUCACUGCCUUGUGUGCCAUAUUUCAGGAGGAUUGUACCGUGGUUUCUGAAGCACCCCCUCAAGUCAACAUCAAACUUAGGCCUUACUCAAAGGAUACAGGAUAUGAUGAUUCUGAUGUUUCUGCCGUGCUAUCAGUGAGAUGUGUGCAUGGUUAUCCAUUCAAAUGCCCAACGCUGCAUAUAAUACCAGAGAAAGGGCUAUUGAAAACUGAUGCCGAUAACCUUUUAUCUUUGCUUUACGAUCAGGCAAAUUCUAAUGCUAGAGAAGGGCGUGUAAUGAUUUACAAUUUAGUGGAGGCUGCCCAAGAGUUCUUAUCUGAAAUUACUUCACAGGUUGUGCUCCAUGAUGCUGAUAAGAAUUACCAGCUAUCAGAGCAGGAGGCUACUAUUCCAAGUGGCAGAUUACGUUUUUCUGUCGGACCUUUUGUCUUUAGUCAUAUAGAUCUUUUCAGUGGUUCUGGGGAGUUGUGGCAGUGGAAUCUGGAAGGGGAAGAGAGCAACAAGGCAUCUUCACAAACAAUUGAUGAUUUGAAUCCGGGAAAGUUUAAUUUGGCCAAGCAACCCGAGAAGAAUAUGAAGCCGUCAGUAGUAGAAAAUGUUAAGGCGGAGUCCAAACUUAACCUUUCUUCAAGAUUAGGUACCCUUGAGGAAGAGAGUGAAGACGAGACCAAAAACAGUUACUCAAGUGCUGGAUCGGAUGGAAAUGGUUCCACUAGCAGCAUAAAGGAUAUUUUUGUGGAAGCAACCCUAACAGAAGCUGAUUAUAGUGAUUUUGAUAGUGAUUCAGGGGCAUCAUCUGACUUUGGUGGUCAUGGUCAACCUAGGCAGGCAACAGAGAGAGAUUUGCUUCUGGCUCACUUGCUUCGCGUUGCUUGUUCUCCCAAAGGACCUCUAGGUGAUGCUUUGCAAGAAAUAACAUCAGAGCUCGUUAAUCUAGGGAUUCUUUCAGAGGGUGUACGGGAUAUGGCCAUCAAACCGUCGUCAUCCUUUGAUAAAGCAUUUGGUCGUGUCUUUAGGAAGUCGAUCGGUUCAUCAAAAGUCGCACAUUUUUGGAAAACAGCGUCCUCUGAUUUUGGAGGUGAAAGUUCUUCAAUUCCAAGUUCCCGAUAUUUAAAUGACUUUGAGGAGCUUCAACCACUUGGUCAUGGAGGAUUUGGUCAUGUUGUGUUAUGCAAAAAUAAGCUAGAUGGUCGGCAGUAUGCUGUGAAGAAGAUUCGCUUAAAGGACAAAAGCCUGCCUGUAAAUGACCGUAUAUUGAGGGAAGUCGCCACUCUUUCUCGUUUGCAGCAUCAGCACGUUGUAAGGUACUACCAGGCUUGGUACGAAACAGGAGUUCCCGGGAACCUUGGGAGUACUGCAUUAGGGUCCAAAACUGGCAUGUCUUCUAGUUUCAGCUACCGGGACACUGGUUCUUCAGAUCAAUUUGCAGAUGCAAAUAGGCUCGAAUCAACUUACCUCUAUAUUCAGAUGGAAUACUGCCCAAGGACUUUGAGGCAAAUGUUUGAGUCUUAUAAUCAUCUUGACAAAGAACUUGCAUGGCAUUCGUUUCGACAAAUUGUGGAAGGCCUGGCACAUAUACAUGGACAAGGAAUUAUCCACCGUGAUUUGACACCUAAUAAUAUCUUUUUUGAUGCUCGCAAUGAUAUAAAAAUUGGGGAUUUUGGUCUGGCUAAGUUUUUAAAGCUGGAGCAACUGGACCAAGAUGUGGAUGCUACUGAAGCAAUUGGAGUAUCAAUUGAUGGUACAGGUCAAAUUGGUACUUAUUUCUACACCGCUCCUGAAAUAGAGCAAGGGUGGCCAAAGAUUAAUGAGAAGGCUGACAUGUACAGCUUAGGAGUUAUGUUCUUUGAAUUGUGGCAUCCAUUCGACACAGCAAUGGAGAGACAUGUUAUUCUUUCUGAUCUGAAACUCAAGGGGGAACUCCCUUCUGAUUGGGUCACGGAAUAUCCAGAACAAGCAUCCUUGCUACGGCGUCUGAUGUCUCCGAGUCCAUCUGACCGUUUGUUGCGGACAAUUCAUAGUUCUGAGGAUACGAGUGUUUACGAAAAACUGGUAUCAGCAAUUUUUGAUGAGGAGAUUUUAAGCACAAAGGAAAAUCAUGAGAAUGUUGGAAGGCUGAAGUUGGUUCAAGAUGAUACUUCAUCAAUUAUUUUCACAGAUGUGGAUACUGCAAACCGGGAUUUGGUUAUUGAUAUUGCGAAGGAAGUUUAUAGAAAGCACUGUGCAAAACAUUUGGAGAUAGUACCAGUGAGAAUAUUAGGCGAUGGCCAGCAGUUCAAUAGGAAUACUGUCAAAAUGUUAACACAAGGAGGAGACAUGGUUGAGUUUUGUCAUGAAUUACGCUUUCCGUUUGCAAGAUGGAUCAUGGCAAACCAGAAAUCAUAUUUCAGGCGCUACGAAAUAUCAUAUGUAUACCGCAAAGCAAUUGGCCAUUCGCCUCCAAAUCGGUAUCUCCAGGGUGAUUUUGAUAUCGUUGGAGGAGCAACUGCCUUAACUGAGGCUGAGGUCAUAAAGGCAACUAUGGACAUCAUCUCUCGUUUCUUUCAUUCAGAUUCAUGUGAUAUUCAUUUGAAUCAUGGGGACUUGAUGGAAGCAAUAUGGUCUUGGACGGGUAUCCAGCCAGAGACUAGGCAGAAAGUGGCCGAGCUUCUCUCCCUUUUGUGUUCUUUGCGUCCUCAGUCUUCAGAACGAAAGUCAAAAUGGGUCGUAAUUAGGCGCCAACUACGGCAGGAACUUGAUCUUGCUGAUGAUGCUGUAAAUAGAUUACAGACGGUAGGACUACGGUUCUGUGGAACUGCUGACCAGGCUCUUCCUAGACUGAGGGGUGCCCUGCCUGCAGAUAAGUCGACACGCAAAGCACUUGAUGAAUUGUCAGAGCUGUUUAACUACUUGAGAGUUUGGAAAAUUGAUAGACGGGUCUUUCUUGAUGCUCUUUUGCCACCCUCUGAAUCUUAUCACCGCAACUUGUAUUUUCAGAUAUAUUUCAAAAAGGAGAAUACUCCUUUAUCACUUGUGGAAGGGACACUGCUUGCUGUUGGUGGUAGUUAUGACAAUUUGCUUCAGCAAAUGGCCAAUUCUGAAUAUAAAUCAAAUCUCCCUGGUGCUGUUGGGAGUAGCAUUGCUCUGGAGACUAUUUUUCUGCAUUCUUCUGUUAAUAGUAAAUUCCAUAGAAAUGACACUGGCACCAAUAUUCUUGUCUGUUCAAGAGGAGGUGGGGGUUUGUUACUUGAGCGCAUGGAACUUGUGGCCGAACUAUGGGAGGAGAAUAUAAAGGCCGAAUUUGUUCCUUCACGUGAUCCAAGCCUCACAGAACAAUAUGAAUACGCAAGCGAGUAUGAUAUAAAAUGUCUUGUUGUCAUCACUGAUGCUGGUGUAUCCCAAAAUGGUUUGGUCAAGGUCCGACAUUUAGAGCUCAAGAAAGAGAAGGAGGUUGAGAGAGAAAACAUUGUCAAAUUUCUACUGGAGGCAAUGGCUACUCAAUUUAGAAACCCAUCCAUCUGGAAAUAUGGAGGUUCCAUCUCAGAAACUUUCAGUAAUGAAUCGGAAGAGUCCCCAGAUAUCCUAAAGAGGAAAAAACAGUUUUUGUAGUAUUGCAUGAAAACAUCUUGUAGAGUGAAAAUUUUGAGGUCAACACAUUGUAGAGUGAUGCCAUUUUUGUUCGAUUGUCAAUUUUGAUAUUUUUGGCUUAUGAAGUUUCUGUUAGUAAGCAGUUUUACAUAUGUUUUGACAGUAAUGAGUUUGUAGUGGUAUCGAAUUGUCUUUUCUUUCUAUUUUUUCCUCAAACAAUGAUAGAUUCUAUAUAUAAAUAAAUAAAGAUUACA